CGAGGGCGUGACCACAGCUGGGGGUUGAGGAGAAAGGGACUGCAUGCUCUGUGUGCUCUAUCACAACAAGAAAACAAGCCAGACAGACUACAGCGUGGCAGAGCGUCAGAGAUCCCUCGGUCAUCCCUCAUUGAAAAGGUUGGCGAGCAAGCGGACGAUCUGUCGAAGACUUCACAGCAAAACAGUUUCUGACAUGCACUUUGAUAAAUCGCCAAAAGAGAAGCCGUGUUGCACACUGCCCACAGUGAAAAAACUCUUGGAGCAGAAGAGAAGACGUGAGACGUCCUCUGUGCCACCCUGCUGCCCGACAACCAGCACAAGUCCUGUUCCUCCAGCUACUGUUACACAAUUGCCUCCAUCAGAACCAUUUCCCUGUACAGGUGCAGCAAGUAGCUACUCAGACAUGGCAGUGAGCUAUGAGCAGUGGGCCCCAGCUCCCGAGUCUACACUCAGUUUUUAUAGCAACCAACCAGGAACCAGCUUUACCACAACCUACAGCCACACAAUGACACCUGAAUACACACAGCAACCAGUCCAUCCAUUUGUGGAAACGAUGUCUCAGCCAUAUGACUGCCUGGGGGCUCUCUCAGAUUCUUCCUGGUCACUUCUGGACCCAGGCCAGACCACACAGCUGACUUUCAGUCCAACAAUGGAUACCACCAAGCUAGAGGAAGCCAGGAUGCUGCUUAGCAGGAUGGACUACAGCAGAACUACCUGCCAGGAUGAAGAUGGAGACACCAUCCUGCACAUCUACACUGCCAAGGGACUGAGAGAGUGUGCCUAUGCUGCUGCGGAGAGGCUGAGGGAUGUAGGGAGACUUGAUGCAAAAGAACACAAGGGAAAGACUGCUUUACUGGUGGCAGUGACGGCAAACCAGGCUGACAUUGUCCAAGAUCUGCUGUCUUUGGGAGCGGACAUCAACGCCUGUGACGUUAAUGGACAAACCGCUCUUCAUCUGGCUUCCCACUAUGGAUUCCCAGGGGUUCUGCGGGCGAUUCUGUCGAGCAGGCCGGCUGUCAACCUGGAGGCCCGCAAUUUUGAAGGGAUGACCCCUCUGCACUGUGCAGCCAUUUCUCACAGUGUCACGGUGAAGGCUUUGUCCACCAAUGGGCAUGCAGAUGUUAAUCUUCAGACCAAAGCUAUGGAGAAGCUCUCCUGCGUGCAGAUGCUACUUGGUGCAGGGGCAUCCCUUCUCAGUCAGGAAAUCAAAAGUAACAAGACUGUGCUGCAUUUGGCUGUGAAGGAGGGGAACAUUGAUCUGGUGCGUUAUCUGCUGAGCAUUCCCCUGCCGAACAUGAAAGACUUUGUCAAUAUGAAAGCUCAUGGCCACACAGCUUUACACAUGGCAGCCGGUCUCCAUGGUAACCUCCACCAGGAGGUGAUCCUGCAGUUGCUGCUGAGCAAAGGAGCUGAUCCCAGCAUCCGCAAUCUGGAGAAUGACCAGCCAGCUCACCUGCUGCAGAGCGGCCUGCUGGGAGAACAGCUUAAGCUCAUGCUGAAGAAACGAAGUGCCUCCUCUCGUCGACGUAUCGUGUCCUUGCAGGACCAGGAAUGAAUCAGAUAAUCUGUAGUCCCAUUUUGGAGGGAAUAUGUCUUCAAGAUAGUUCCUCUGUUGAGAAGGGGGGUUUACCUUUUAUUUUGAUGACACUCUGGGAGUAUCCAGCCUAUAUAUUGAUAAGUAAACAAGACUACUUUGGUAUAUAAAUCUCCAAAUGCUGUGUAAUUCACAUUGCAAUAGACAAAGGAUGCUUUAAUUCUAAAGCUUAAAAUUUGCUUGGUAUUUAGUUUCUGUAAAACUGUAGUGUUUUAUUUAUUUACUACACUUAGGCAGAAGUAUUCCUCUGUGAGUGAAGGAUUUCAUUCUGAAAUAUAAUAUCUCUGUGAAGACUUUUCCACGAAACGCUGUCGCUAGCAAUCAGGCAUGCAUUUGAAAGUUUUUAAGUAACGUAUUUAUUUUUUUAAACAUUUUGCAAUGAAACAACAGAACUACAAGACAUUAGCAUUAGUUAUUGAAAAAAAAGUAGUAGUCGAAGGUGGAGUAAUAUUUAUUUUUCUGUUAGGCUAAACUCCCGGUUUUAUGUUGAUUUCUGUGAAAUCGUGAAAAUAAGCUCCAGGACAAUGUCCCUGAAAGACCUCUUGUUGUGUCAAAUCCCCCUAUUUGAAAUAUUAUCAUAAUGAUACAGUGAGUGAUGGUUGUCAUAUCAAUCAGUAUGUGUGCUUUAUGUGUGUUUGGAAUGAGAAUAAUCUGUUGUACGAUUGAACCUUCUUUCUGUAUGCAUCAUACAUAUUUGUGUAACCUCAGGUGCACUUUCCUUUGUGGAAAAGGAAACUUUAAGGGUAAAACUUGUAUGUUUUUAAAAAUGAUUGUGACAGACAAUGUGUUUUUUUUCUUUGUCGAAGAGGCAUUACAUGAGUAAGUGUGGUGACAAAUUGUCUGACUGACUGUACUUUUUACUCAUGAGUCAUGAGUACGAGGACGAUAACAGUGCUUAAAUUCCAUCAGGUUCUUUUGAUCUUCGGGGUAGCCUUUGAACAGUCCCGUUUACAUUCAGCUUCAGAAAUUAGCAGGAUGGAAAAUACAGCAACCCAUAAGAAGCUUGCACUUUUGUUUACACUCAGACAGUAUUUAUUUUUCAAGGCCAAUUUCAACCAACCUUCACUGCAAUGACAGUGAAACUUAAUCACAGAUUAAAUGAGUGUGACCUGAGUGACAAGUAAGCCUCUCACUUAUGUGUCAUCCUUUAUAUUAGACACGCUGUAAAUUCCUGUAAAGCACAAAGGAAAUCUCACAACAAAACCACAUAACAUUUCUCAUGAACAUGCUUUUCAUUUUCUACACUCUUGCUUCACAUGAGAAUAAUUUCUGAAAUUCUUAUAACAAGAGUAGAUGUGAUCCAUUUGAAAGUAGUCUCACUUAUAGCCUUUACAGGGAAUUGGCUACUGUUGCUUUAGAACUGAAACAGCUCUGACUGUUAUAUUUGUAAAGGUCACCUCAAAAUGAAUGUUGGCUUUUCAUUUCUUUCAUUUUGCAAAUUUUGAUUUGUUAUGAUUUGGUUUUUCCAUUGAUUGGUUCAUCAGCUGGAUCUGCUUUUGUUUGAAAGAUCCUGCGCAGGAAAAAAAAAAAAGAACAAUAAAUCCAAAGACGACUGUUAAACUGGCUCAAUGAACGCGGUUUCAUUUGCUGUACACAUGAUGGACACGUUUCUAAUUUUGUAAUCAUGCUCUUGAUUUUAUUGUUUUACAACAGUAAAAGAUGUAGAAGAGAAA
Molecule: messenger RNA, 3267 nt
Organism: Oreochromis niloticus (Nile tilapia)
Lineage: Eukaryota; Metazoa; Chordata; Actinopteri; Cichliformes; Cichlidae
Gene: nfkbid
Product: nuclear factor of kappa light polypeptide gene enhancer in B-cells inhibitor, delta
Exons: 12
Coding region: 44-1555 (503 amino acids)
Biological process (GO): regulation of gene expression
Cellular component (GO): nucleus
Molecular function (GO): protein binding
Source: RefSeq, a predicted model, not a curated record